Entrophospora sp. SA101 is the source of this 467-nucleotide messenger RNA. The record is from the annotation of a GenBank genome assembly. NCBI's taxonomy places the organism in Eukaryota, Fungi, Glomeromycota, Glomeromycetes, Entrophosporales, Entrophosporaceae.
AUUUUACCAGUGCUCAUGUUUGGGUUGAAAAUUGGGGUUAUUAUAAUUCGAGUGAUCCAAGUGAAGAAAAUUAUCAAAAAGCUGAAAAUUUUAUGAUUGAAUUUCUUGAGAAUACUAGUGAUUGGUCCACUAACAUAUCAAAUAAACCGAUUUUAUUAGGAGAAUUUGGCAUGGCAAGAGAUGGAUGGAAAGAUAUUUCAAAAUAUGAUCCACGUGCCACAACAAAAAAUAAGGAUAGAUAUUUCAAAGCAAUUGCUGAUAAGGUUUUGCAAUUAGAAAAACAAAAAAGAUUUUCAGGUCUUGCAUUUUGGGCAUUUGCUGGAUUAGCCAGACCAACUGAUUCAAUACCACAAUGGUUAGGUGAUCCACCGCAUGAACCCCCAGGAUGGUAUUCUGUCUACGAUACUGACCAAAGUACAUUAAAUAUUUUUGCCGAACAUGCUCGUAAUGUUGAUUUGAUUGAAUGA